UUGGCGUCUUUUCUCCCAUCCCUCGAACCACUGCCAAAUUGCAACACUUUCCAUUCCUUCUUACACUUCCAUAUAGAAUUGGGCAUAUAAAUAAAGUGGCGAGGUCACGUUAUCCAUCUCCGGAAAGAGGAAGAAAAAAGAUACACUGUGAGCAAAGGAGCGGAGAAAAGCUGUGAAAUAUCCCGGGGGGGAGGGUCAUGGCGUCCUCUAAGGUGAUAACGACAACGUCACAGACCAAUCCUGAUCUGCCACGUCAGCCAUCUCUAUGCCCUUCGCUCUCCACUCUCCUCGCCGAUCUUCAGAACCAACAAAACAAUCAAAACCAAUCCCAGAACGGCCUUGGUUCCAUGAACAUGGACGAUCUGUUGAAAAACAUCUGCUCCUCCCCACCUCCACCGCCACCUACUUCCGAUGCACACCCGCAGUUUGCCGGCGUGUCCAUCUCACGCGAAGGUAGUUUCUCGCUCCCGAAGGAUGUGGCGAACAAGUCCGUCGACGAGGUUUGGAAGGACAUCGUGGUCGGUGGCGACGAUCAGAGACAGGGGAAUCCACCGGUAGGUAUGACUUUGGAGGAUUUCUUGACGAAAGCUGGGGCGGUUAGGGAAGAGGAUGUCAGGGGAGUUGCUAAUCAGGUGGGAGUAGGUGCAGGGGUUUAUCCUGUUGACCCGGCCGUUAUCAACGGUGGUGGAAAUCAUUUUUCGGCUUUCGGAAACAGCGGUGGCGUUGAUCAUCAGAGGUUGGUGGCGGUGGCAGGUGGAGGCGCUAGAGGAAAGCGACGCGCCGUGGAGGCACCGCCUUUGGAUAAAGCGACUCAGCAGAAACAGAGGAGGAUGAUAAAAAACAGAGAAUCUGCAGCCAGAUCCAGAGAACGCAAACAGGCUUACACGGUUGAAUUGGAAUCUCUGGUGACACAAUUGGAAGAAGAAAAAGCCCGGUUGCUGAGAGAAGAGGCUGAGCUGAACAAGGCGAGGUUUAAGCAGCUGAUGGAGAACCUGGUCCCGGUUGUGGAGAAACGAAGACCACCUCGAGUUCUUCGGCGAGUUCAUUCUAUGCAAUGGUAAAUAUAGUAGUUCAUCUUCUUUUUUCUUUAAUGUAGAUGACAAGGAGAAACAAAAAGCUUUGAUAAAAGGAAGUGGUAGAACCAAUUAAAAGGAGUGGGGAAGUAGGAAGUUUGUUGAAGCAUUUGGGACUUUGUUUUUUGGCAUAGAAUCCCAUUACAGUUGAACUUAUAUACUUUUGGAUAUUUUGCUUAGAUAAUGUAAAUAAGAAACAAGUUCAUUUGUGUAAAGUAUCAUAUUCCCUCUAAUUCUGUCGGAUAGUAGGGCUGUGAACUGAUCCUCUAUACAAACAUGUGGUGGUGAACUUCAUAAGAAUAUUCGGGUGGAA
Molecule: messenger RNA, 1386 nt
Organism: Gossypium arboreum
Lineage: Eukaryota; Viridiplantae; Streptophyta; Magnoliopsida; Malvales; Malvaceae
Product: ABSCISIC ACID-INSENSITIVE 5-like protein 4
Exons: 6
Coding region: 198-1061 (287 amino acids)
Biological process (GO): positive regulation of DNA-templated transcription
Cellular component (GO): nucleus
Molecular function (GO): DNA-binding transcription factor activity
Source: RefSeq, a predicted model, not a curated record